This is a messenger RNA of Lactuca sativa (garden lettuce), 5147 nucleotides long. The record is from RefSeq and is a predicted model, not a curated record. NCBI's taxonomy places the organism in Eukaryota, Viridiplantae, Streptophyta, Magnoliopsida, Asterales, Asteraceae.
GCGGUGAAUGAAUGAAAGUCUUAGAUUUAAGACUAAGAGGUACAAAUAGACCAUGCUUUACAAAAAUUAAUGAAAGAAGGGGAACAGAUGAUUGUGCGGGCAAUUCAAAAUAAAGAAAAAAGUCGUAGAUGUACCUUCUAGGCUUCUCCCACCAUUCUUUUCCAUUUAUUGAUUUUGAAAUAGAAAAGUUUGCUCCUCCUCUCUCAUCCCUAACCCUAAUGUCGGCCGCCAUCCAUCGCACCACCUUCUGUACAACCAUUACUGCCACCACGAUAUCCACCUGCUUACACCUUCUUAUUUGCUAAUCUGAAACGCCAUCCGACCUCUUUCUUGUGCCUUUUUUUAUCCAGCAACGACCACGACCAUGAAGCUUCCAAUCCGGGUAAAAGGGUUUUGACGAACGAUGAUUCCUAAAAGAGAGUUUAUAUUCUGAAAUUAUGUUAUCAAAAGUAACAUUUUGCUUCUACCUUUUCGAUUAUAAGAUGAUCUUCAUCAUGUGCUAAAAGUUACUAGGAAUUAAGAAAUCAAAAUGGCUGAAGCAAUUUAGUGGGAGGCUGCACUUUGGUUAUAGUUAUUGCUACUCCAACAUUGUUGUAUUUUUAACUAUUAUUUACAUAGUAUUCAACAUUCUCACCAAUGUUUACCUAGCAAUCAAAUCUAAAAAAAGAGCCACUUUGAAAUCAGAUCUGACAUUGACUCUCUCUAUUUGAUUUGUUUUUUAGUCCAUUUAAUCCUUUUACAAAAACCCAAAGUUUUACAUUUUUAAUGUUUUUAAGAAACAGGGGUGAGGUGAAGGAAGAAGAAGGGGUUUCGUUGUUUUUGAUAUGUUUGAUUGAUUUUGCUUUUAGUAGUUUAUGUGGCAAUUGUUUAUUUCUUUCUUAACGGGGGCAUACUAUGGGAUUUGAUGAUUAUAUAGUGAAAUCAUCUAAACUUAAAAUCCUUGCUACAAUUAUUUCCUCUAACCUGACAUUUGAUUGUUUCAUUGUCUUACCAUAAUAAAAGGAAAGAUAUGAAAAUUACCAAUCAAUGAAUUGUUUGAUUUUCGUCAGUUUAUUUUUCUGCACAUAAUCUUGAGUCACUGUCGCAUUUGUUUUAUAUUUUGAAAUAAAUUUCACUAUUCUGUUAAUUCCAUAUGCCAAUAACCGUAAAUAUUUAUGCUUCUCUUAUCAAAUAGGGAAUAUGACUUAUUAAGGUAAUUAACUUUUCGGUGUGUUUAUAUAUGGGUAACUAUUUUUUUUUUGUAUUAAUGUAGGUAACAAACUUGUUGUAAGUGUUUACAUAUGAUCAUUAUGACCUGUUAUAGCAGGGUUAAAUCUUAGAUGUGAACGCUUUCAACAAGUUUAUUACCUAGAUGUGUAAAAAAAAAAUAGUUACCCAAAUAUGAACAAAACGAAAAGUAAAAAAUUAAAUUACACGAAUGGUUCUUGUGAUUUGGGGGAAUUUGUGUUUUUGGUCCCUAACUUGUUCUUUUAACUUUGAUGGUCCCUAAUGUUUAUUUUUGUUACGCGUUUGGUCCCUGGAUUAACUAAAAAGACUAGUGUGUCCUUAUUAAUUUAUUUUUUAAUUAAUUUUCUUAUUUUUGUGUUUAUUUUUUACAUAUUUAAAAAAAUUAAUAGACCAUACAUAUUUAUAUCUCCUAGGAUGAUCCUUACUGUUUAUUUUUUAAUUAAUUAAAUUUUUUAACUCGGAUGAUCUCUACUGUUUAUUUAUAUCUAGUGUUUAAUUUUGUUACGAACUUGGUCUCUGUUUUACGUAAAAAGACUAUUGUGUCCUUAUUAAUUUUUUUUUUAAUUAAUUUUCUUGUUUAUGUACUUAUAAAAAAUAAAUACAUAAAUAAGAAAAUUAAUUUAAAAAAUUAAUAAAGGAAAAAUAGUAUUUUUAUGUAAGACAGAGACCAAACGCGUAACAAAAAUAAACAGUAGGAAUCAUCCGAGUUAAAAAAAUAAAUUAAUUAAAAAUAAACAGUAGAGAUCAUCCGAGGAGAUACAAAUAUGUGUGGUCUAUUAAUUUUUUUAAAUAUGUAAAAAAUAAAUACAUAAAUAAAAAAAUUAAUGAAAAAAUAAAUUAAUAAGGGCACAAUAGUCUUUUUAGGUAAGACAGAGACCAAACGCGCAACAAAAAUAAACAGUAGGGACCAUCUAAGUUAAAAAAAAUAAGUUAGCGACCAAAAACACAAAUUCCCCCAAACCACAGGGACCAUUCGUGUAAUUUAAUUUUUACUUUUCGUUUUGUUCAUAUUUAGAUAAUUUUUUUUUAUACGUCUAGUAACAAACUUGUUGAAAGCGUUCACAUCUAGGAUUUAACCUGCUAUAGCAGGUUAUAAUGGUCAUAUGUGAACAUUUCCAACAAGUUUGUUACCUAAAUAUGUACAAAAAAAAGAUAGUUACCCAGAUGUGAACAUACCGAAAAGUUAAUUACCUUAAUAAGUCAUAUUCCUUAUCAAAUACGUUGAUAAGAGAUUGGUACUAUUUUUUAUUAUAAUAAAAAACUUUAACUAUAUAAAAGAUGGAGAACGACUUAUUUCUACAAGUUGAACAAACUAAAAUGGAAACAAGAUACAUAAGGGGAAAAAUACGUUUAAUAGCACUAAACUAAACUUUAUAAAUGAAUUAUAAUGCUAAUUAUUGUAUUUACGAAAACAGUGACAUCUAUUUUUUAUAUAAAUCCAACAAAUGCAAAACUAAACUGGAGAGAGAGAGGAAGAGAUAGAGAGAGAGAGACUACAUAAAUGAUAUGGAUUUCCUAAGUGUGAUAGGAGGUGCAUAGGGGCGGACCAAGAAAUUUUCAUUUUCUAAAGAAGGAAAUUUUCAUUUUCUAAAGAAGGAAAUUUUCAUUUUCUAAAGGAGCAAAUAUUUUCUUUUUAUAACGUUUUAUGGGGGUAAAUAUUUUUGAAAAGUCAAAACAUAUAAUUUUGAAGGGUUAAAAUAUAAUAUUUUUUUUUAAAAAAAAACUUACUUUUUAAUUAAUUUUUUUUUUGUUGUGGGGCAAUUGCCCCCCACUCUAGGACUGCCGAUGGAGGUGCAUACCUUGUAAUCUUUAUAAUCUCGGUAUAAACCGCGUGUCCAGAAAAAACUCACUUGUACAUAUCUAUCAUACAACGAAGUGUUUCUCCCGUCUGAAAAAUAACUUGUCCGGAGUGAUGAAGCACCAAAUUCCAUAUCCUUAUUACGUUUAGAUAGAAGCCACUGAAAUUAAACUCGGUUAUUAAACAUAAUUCCUCUUGACCUAAAAACUAGAUUGGUCCCAACUAAAAGUCAUAAUCGCUUAUUAGCUAUUAGUUGAUAGUCAGGUCCUGACUUCUGUAACAGCCCGGAUCUCCAGGUAUUUUAUUGCUUUAAUAUUUUGAGUUUUGAGAAGGGACUCGGCGAGUUGGAGCUCAGACUCGCCGAGUAGGGUCGCGAUUCUGGACGCGGGAUUCGUUCGGACUCGGCGAGUCCAGGAUAUGGACUCGGCGAGUCCACGCUGUUUAAUGAAACCCUAAUUUCUCGGGUUUGGGACCUAUUUAAAUGGCCUUAUGGCCGUCAUUUGCAUCCAUCAGUCCAUAGAGAGAAACCCUAAACGUGUUUUAGCGAUUUGAGAGUGAAAGGAGGCAUUUCUUGACAUUUGUGUGUUGUUUAGCAAAGAAGAAGGAGACUCUAGGCAAGAGGAGGCAAAGGGGACUGCUAUUUGGUGGAUUUGAAGCUUGUCCCUUCAAUCUAAAGGAGGAUUAGAGCUCGGAGGAUCGAGCACGAGGGAUUUCCAGGGAUCGUGAGAUACCGAGACGCGCGAGAGGUAGAUCAUGGUGAGGACACGUUUGAUGCCCGAGAGCAGUGGUACCAGUGAGGAGGAGAUCCGCCGGAUCAUUCAGGAGGAGGUGGCUGCGGCCAUCAGGGCAGAGAUACCGGAGAUGUUUGGGUCUAUAAAGACCACAUUGAUUGAGACGUUUGAUGAGCGUUAUGCCGCUCUUUCUGAGGCUGCUGCUGCAGCGGCUACCGCAACGAUUGCUGCUGCGAGGCCGCAGGGUGGGGAUGCGUUGCUGUUCCGUGAGUUCAGCAACACAAAACCACCAGAGUUUGAUGGUACUCAGGAUCCGGUGGCAGCUAUGAGGUGGAUAUCUGAUAUUGAGGGGUGUUUCUUCACUUGCUCGUCUCCUGAGCAUUUGAAGGUGCGGUUCGCGCUGAACCAGCUUCGCUUGGGAGCGAAGGACUGGUGGAAGUUUGUGACGGCGCAUUAUUCGCCUGCUGAGCUUUCUGCGGUGACCUGGGAGAGGUUCACCACUAUGUUUCGAGAUGAGUAUGUUCCCCAGGUGGAGAGGGAGCGUUUAGCACAGGAGUUUCUGACCCUCAAGCAGGGUACUGAGUCUGUUACAGCGAUCACGAGGAUGUUCCACGAGAGGGCGAUGUUCUGCCCUGAGCACGUGUCCACUGAGCAGGCACGUAUGAGCCGCUACUUGAGCAUCUUGAGGAGGGAUAUUCGGGAGUUCGCUGCGAACUCCUCGUACCGGACAUUUGCCGAGCUUCAGGCAAAUGCCCGGAAGAGGGAGAUUGAGCUUGAGACCCAGGCCAGGGAGGAGGCAGAGUCUCAGGGGAGGGAUCGGCGACCGGCGUUGUCGCAGCCGGCCGCCAAGCGGGCCAAGCCUGCUGAUCCCAGACCAGGGAGCCAGAAGGGCCGCACUUGCGGAAAGUGCGGCAAGGGUCAUGACGGAGUCUGCCGAGCAGGGUCUUGCUACAAAUGUGGCAAGGAGGGGCACAUGGCCAAGGACUGCCCCAAGGGGUUUGCAGUGUGCUUUCACUGCAACCAGACUGGACACCGGAAGGCCGAGUGUCCGCAGUUGCGCGGAGCAUCUCAGGGGUCUGCUCCUGCCGCCACCAGAGUUACAGAGAGUCGGCCUGUGAAGGCCGAGACGCCGAGAGCUCGAGGGAGAGCUUUCCAGUUGACUGCGGAGGAGGCCCGCGCUGCGCCCGAUGUUGUGGCUGGUACUAGCGAUGACCGUGGGAAGGCGCCGGCUUGAUCUGUACACACGCAGGGGACUUUGAUAUAUUUACAUUGAUCUUGGGAUUUUUGUGUAAUGAGAAUUGAGAUUUAAAAUCUGAUGUUUUAUGGAAAAUGAAUGAGAAAUGUUUCUAUAAAUUGUGAAAAAUAAAUUUUUAAAAUUUUCGGUGUUACAA